Molecule: messenger RNA, 3759 nt
Organism: Morone saxatilis (striped sea-bass)
Lineage: Eukaryota; Metazoa; Chordata; Actinopteri; Moronidae
Gene: dnajc16
Product: DnaJ (Hsp40) homolog, subfamily C, member 16
Exons: 14
Coding region: 142-2670 (842 amino acids)
Source: RefSeq, a predicted model, not a curated record
CGUUAAUAUCACAGCCCACUGACACGUCUACAGGAUUAUGAUACUAAUGUCUGUUGCUGUAGCUGACAUAUAUCACCUAGCUUCUACAGUUAGCUUGUAAUCAGCUGUAAUGCCACCCUGUUUAGCUACCCGGUUGUCUUCAUGGCUGUGCAUCAUUACAGGGCUAACGUCAAUAUGGAGGAGAAGCUGUGUCAGCUGAAAGGCUGUGUCGUGAUUUCAGGUGUGAACAUGGCCACAGUGAGUCCGCCCGGUGGUGAUGGCUCUUCUGAUGUGUUACAGGUAACUGUGAUGGCGCGGUCAAAGAUGUGUGUGCCGCUGGUUGUAGUGGUGGUCCUCUCAGUGCUGCUGACAGGAGCCACCCAUGCCGGGCCUGAGAUGGACCCGUACAAAAUCCUGGGAGUAACCAGGAGUGCGAGCCAGGCUGAGAUCAAGAAGGUCUAUAAGCGUCUGGCAAAAGAAUGGCAUCCGGACAAAAACAAAAAUCCAGGUGCUGAGGACAUGUUUAUCAAGAUUACCAAAUCAUAUGAGAUCCUGUCCAAUGAGGACAAACGUGCCAACUAUGACCGCUACGGGCAGACUGAUGACACCCAGCCAUACGGCGGCAACCGCUACGGUCAGCGCCAAGACAGCUUUUACUUCGAUGAGUCCUUCUUCAACUUUCCCUUCAACAGCAAGAACCACAGAGACUUUGCGGACAGCAAAUACAUCUUGCACUUUAACCAGUAUGUGAGCGACGUGGUGCCCGACAGCUACAAGAGACCGUACCUGAUAAAGAUCACCUCUGACUGGUGCUUCAGCUGCAUCCACAUCGAGCCUGUCUGGAAGGAGGUGGUGCAGGAGAUGGAGACCCUAGGUGUCGGAAUAGGUGUGGUGGAUGUUGGCUAUGAGAGGCGGUUGGCCAAUCACCUCGGUGCUCAUCGCACUCCAUCAAUACUCGGAGUCAUCAAUGGCAAGGUGACGUUUUUUCAUUACGCUGUAGCAAAGGAGCACCUGAGGCAGUUUGUAGAAGACCUUCUUCCUCAGAGACUUGUGGAGCGGGUCACCGACAAGAAUGACCUGCAGUUCUUGAACAGCUGGCAUGAGCUCAACAAGCCUCAUGUGCUUCUGUUCGACCAAGUGCCUGUCGUUCCUCUACUGUUCAAACUGACAGCGUUUGCUUAUAAGGACUACUUGCAGUUCGGCUAUGUGGACCAGGGUCUUUCAGAGACCGCCAAUCUGCAGAAACAGUUCAAUAUUAACACUUACGCUCCAACCAUGCUGGUCUUCAAAGAGAACAUUGACAAGCCUGCUGACAUUAUACAGGCUAAAGGAAUGAAAAAGCAAAUUAUCGAUGAGUUCAUGUCAAACAACAAAUUUCUCCUCGUGCCACGGCUGGUCAAUCAGAAGCUCUUCGAUGAGCUCUGUCCUGUCAAACAGUUCCACAGACGCAGAAAAUACUGUGUCCUGCUGAUCACCGGUGAUGAAGAGACCUUUUCUUUCGGGAACCAGGCCUUCCUCUCCUUUGCCUCCACCAAUGCCAAGGAGGUUGUUAGAUAUGCUUACGUGUACCAACGGCUACAGCAGCCUCUUUGUGACAUCCUCAUGCAGAACAAGGACAGCGCACAAUCACCAACACAGGUGGUGAUCCUGGAGAGGCGUAACGCUGCAGGCAAGGCCUUGUUCAAGCCAGUGACGGCCUGGAAUGGCAGUGAGGAAGACAAGCAGCGUCUUCUGGAGGAGCUGGAGCGACUUCAGAAGGACCCGUCCAUCCUCAUCCAUGACGCAAUGCUGCCUGAGCUCAACAACGAGUUUGCCUCUAUGUUUGUAAUCCGAUGGAUCUAUGCAUCUUACGAUUACCUCUCUGAAGUCAUCGAUGAUAUUCUCCAUAACAACUGGCGUGAGAUGAUGCCUCUCCUGUCCCUCAUCUUCUCUGCUUUGUUCAUCCUGUUUGGAACUGUGGUCAUCCAGGCCUUCAGUGAUUCAAGUGAUGAUAAACAGACUAAACCAAAGGCGAAAGAUGGAACAAAAGCAGAGAAUGGGUCACCGGGGACUGGUGGUACUUCAAGGCAAGAUCGGCCUCCCAAGAAGAAUUUUGUGGAGGUGACGGAGCUGACGGAUAUCACUUACAUGAGCAACCUGGUGAAGCUGAGGCCGGGACACAUGAACAUAGUGCUUGUGCUCACUGACGCCUCCAAGAACAUCCUGCUCAGCAAGUUUGCCAAAGAGGUCUACUCCUUCACAGGGAGCAUGACGCUGCAUUUCUCCUUCCUGAAUAUUGACAAGCACAGCCAUUGGAUGAACACUCUGCUGGAAUACGCACAGGACGCCACGCAGAUCGAUGCAGAGGAGGAUGACAGUGGAAACCACAAGAUAGACUACACCGGCUACGUGCUGGCACUUAACGGCCACAAGAAGUAUCUCUGUCUGUUCAAGCCCGUCUACACUGGGGAAGACCUUGACAAUAAGUCAUCUGAGGAUGAAGGGGGCGCUUCGGGGGGGAGGUCGAGAUCCAGUUCCCGUGACGACCACCCACCGCGCAAAUCCAACCGAUCCCGCAGCAUAUCCACCCUGCAGAUCCACCACAAACUGGACCGCCUGGGGUUGUGGAUGGAAAGGCUCAUGGAAGGCACUUUGCCUCGCUACUACAUCCCCGCCUGGCCAGGACUGGACAAGAUCACCCCCAUUAAAUGAACUGAGCCGAGUUAGAACUUGGUAUUUAUCUACUGUCACACUGCUCUCAUGUUAGGCUACAGCUGCUUUUCUUGCACUUGAGAUAUUUAAUAAUUACAGUCGAUUAAAGUUGGCUAAAGUUGCAACUACUGUGGGACAGGUCCUUUAGCGUACCCAACUCAUUGCAUGCUGUUUUAUAUAUUUUAUUCAGGCAAAUGCUGCUGCUACAGCCUUGUGAACAGAAAACAAAAUCACUGUGGCUACCUGUACUCUCCUGCCUUCACGACCAUUAGUCAUAUUCACAUACACUACUACAGGAGGCAGGGUAACUACCUUCAUCUUCAUUGAUGAAUACUGUGAACAGAGAUGCAUGUCUCCAACGCUAAAUGUCUUUUUUUUUUUUUAUGCAUCUCAGCCAUUUUUUUUUUCUGUUGUAGAUUAUCUCCUGAAUGCUGGCUCGCUUGUGCAAUAUAGCGUACUGCUGUAAUGACAAUGCCUUUUACCUUGGACCUCAAGAGUUUCUCCAUGUUCUUCCCUCUGCAUAAAAUACUACUAGAAAAUACUUGUUUUGUUACAUGGAAACUGUUGGGGUUGGGUUUAAAAUGUACUUCACUACAAGCAAAAGUUAUUUAGCAGCCUUGGUUGAACAACCUCAGUUAGCCAGUAGCUUUAUGUAGCAAACACAAUAAACAGGCUGUCCAUUUCAUUUUCAGAAUGUUUUCCACCUGACCAUGAUUGACUGAUACUUUAUCAUUAUGUCAUUUUGAAUUAUGUAGACAUUAAAGACCAAACUUGGUGUGUGCUUGCUUGGUUUAUUAAUUUGUGUUGUCAACAUUAAGUGUAAAAAUGUCAUUAAUAUCGUUUUUGUUGGUACUAUGUAAAUAUUGUACAUACUCAUGUUAUCUAUAGGACCUGUAUUUUAAAGAAUAUAUAACUUGAAAGUUUAGGUGAAUGUUUUACAUGGAUUUAUCAGAAUGCUGUAGUUUGUUUUUCUUUAAUCAAAGUUAGUGUGAUGAUGUCUGCUACUGUCAGAUGUUUCAGUUGGUCAGUAGUUAAUUUAUCUUAUUGUUGGUUGUAAUAAAAUGCUUUAUGUUUGUUAAUUAAAACACA